This is a messenger RNA of Nicotiana attenuata, 631 nucleotides long. RefSeq lists its product as uncharacterized. The transcript is spliced from 4 exons. NCBI's taxonomy places the organism in Eukaryota, Viridiplantae, Streptophyta, Magnoliopsida, Solanales, Solanaceae. The coding region runs from base 46 to 429 and encodes 127 amino acids. The record is from RefSeq and is a predicted model, not a curated record.
UUGCAUACUGGAGGUUCUAUUAGUUUUGAAGCCCAUCGUUGGAGAAUGGAAAAAGAACGUGGGGGAGAUGUGACUUAUGCUGAGGUCUUUGCAGAGACCCACAAGAAGAAGAAGAAGGAUGUCACAAGAGAAGGAUGGAUCGAACCGCGUGCUUUAGAGACAUUUGACAAGUAUCAUAUUGAUCUUGAUGCAUGGAAACAAACUCAACCUGAAGGAACUCAGCCGACCCCGGAGGAUAUGACCGCAAUUUGGACACAAGCGGCUGGUGGCGUGAAUAAAGUUGAGUCUACGGGAUUGGAGUACAGCCAUCCUCCAGUCGUCCACCAACAACAUUAUUCACUGGGGCAUCAGUUUCCCAAGAAGACAUGGAAUCUAUGCGUCAAAAAGUGGAUCAAAUGUCGCAAGAACUUCAAGAAACUCAGGCUUUGAUCCAAAAAUUAUUAAAAAAAAAAAAACAAGAAAAGAGCUGCAAUGGAGUCUGAGUCUGAGUAUGAGUCUGAGGAGGAGAUUUAAUCUGAAUAGGCUAUUUGAAUGUUUUAGAGUUGAAGUUAGAGACAUGUUUAAUCUAUGUUGUUUGAUAGUUCGUUGUUUCAUUAGUUGGUUGAAUUGUUAUAAAUAUUAUUGUUCGCUU